Molecule: messenger RNA, 726 nt
Organism: Medioppia subpectinata
Lineage: Eukaryota; Metazoa; Arthropoda; Arachnida; Sarcoptiformes; Oppiidae
Source: the annotation of a GenBank genome assembly
AUGUGGCGUGCCAAUAUUUGCACCAUGACGCUUCAAAUAAGGGAUCCAGAUGUGUGCCAGGUGCGAUUAGACUUCAUUGAUUUUGAUCUAGAUCAGCCAACAUUGGGCGACUGUCUAGGCGACAAGUUUCGUAUAUCGUCGUCGGGUUCCGGAACGGGACAAAUCCCGGUCCUUUGCGGCCGAAACACUAACCAACAUGUCUAUGUACACGUACCAAAUGGCGGGUCAACCACAAGAACCGUGAUCAUAAUAUUUGAUACUAACUCAAUCGGCGACUAUCGGUGGCAGAUUAAGUACCAUACGGAACCUACGAAGGUGAUUGAGUCAUUCAAUUAUGGUCAGCAAUACCUAAACAACUUAGACUACGGGCUGUGCGUAGAGCGGGCGCCCAACACGUGUCGAGUCACUUACCGGGUGGCCGGCGAUAGGGAGUGGUCUCUGGACAGCGCACAGGCGGCCAAAGAUAGGUCAGCGGUGGGCGACCAACAAUGCGCCGGCGAUUAUCUACUCAUACCGGGCGGGUCCGAGACGGGUGACCCGCCCACCGCUGACCGCUAUUGCGGCGGGCGUUUUAAUUGGCUGCCCGGGGCUGUAAUUGACGCCCCCGUUGUGUCAAAAGCCAAUGGUAUGAUAGCGCUAAGAUUCCAUUCGGACACUUUUCAAGAUCCAGGCUUUGCCCGGGGCUUUCGGGUUCGUUACGAGCAGAGUUCAACUGGGUGUGUUUGA